Messenger RNA from Fusarium vanettenii 77-13-4, 1494 nucleotides. RefSeq lists its product as uncharacterized. Lineage: Eukaryota; Fungi; Ascomycota; Sordariomycetes; Hypocreales; Nectriaceae. Gene Ontology annotation, cellular component: nucleus. Bases 1 to 1494 code for a protein of 497 amino acids. The transcript has 3 exons. The record is from RefSeq and is a predicted model, not a curated record. Gene Ontology annotation, biological process: positive regulation of transcription by RNA polymerase II. Gene Ontology annotation, molecular function: zinc ion binding; transcription cis-regulatory region binding; DNA-binding transcription factor activity, RNA polymerase II-specific.
AUGGAUAAGCCGGCAUCCCCAACUGAUAACCGAAAGGGUGGGUGGGUGUUAUGGGAUCUUGGGUGGCCAUUUUCCUCUCCUCGUCAACCUGUCGCAAACAUUCAUCACCUUUCAUCAACACUCACCCAAGAAGUAUCACCGACUCUCUUAAGCCGAGAAGCACGGAGAAGUCGAUCGGGCUGCAAAGAAUGCCGAAGAAGGCGCGUCAAAUGCGACGAGACAUUUCCCGUGUGUGUCCGCUGCCAGAAACGCGGUUCCUUCUGCCAAUCUCCCCCCAGAUUGACAAAGUGGCAGCACGAGGCGCCCUGGAUCAAGCUUGGCUCCUCCCCAGCUCCCACUGAGCAGCUCGUUAUCGAGUCAAAGUCUGAUGACAAGGCGCUACUACGAUACUGGCUUGAGAGAGCCAGCCAAAUCAUGGCCAUCGACCCUGAUGAGAACCCGCUCUCGUUCCCCAUACUUGAAUACGUCGAGCGAUGUCCCAGCCUCAAGCAUGCCCUACAGAGCGUUGGUGCUGGACACAGACAUUACUUUGAUCCCGACAAGCUCUCUAAAUGCCUGGAAGAGAGAAGCUCAGCCCUUCGCUUGAUCAUACAGGAUCUGUCUUGCCCUGGCGACAACCUGUUCCCUCUCUUCUUGAGCGUGCUGCUGGUCGGCCUCUCCACGGCCUGGACCAACGCCCCCACAGCCGAGUUUGGCCAGCAGCAUCUACGUGGAGCGCGAGCUCUUACAGAUAUCCUGCUAUCCGAUGCAUCGAGUCGAGAAACGCGACCGCCGUACUUCAACUUCGUCCUCGGGGCAUAUCUGUAUUGGGAUAUGGCCAUGGCCUUCCUCAUCCCAGUCGACGAGCAGGUAUCUCUCAACACUGACGAGAUGUACACUGCGCUGCUGGAUGUGGGCCAAGAAUACCAUCCUUUCGGGGGUUACUCGACCGAGAUUUUCUACCUGCUGGGCAAUGUAGGACGCUAUUGUCGGUCGGUUGUCGAGAAGGGUGUUCGCGAUGAGUCGGUCGAGGUUGCGCUGCAGGAGGAGAUGGAGAAAUGGGAGCCGAAUCGAGAGAAUGCCCAGCUCGGUCUUAUAAGCGAUGCCUUUAGGUCUCAUGGGUUGAUUAACCUGCAAGCCAUCUGCUAUCGGCAGGAUGAGGAAAUGUGGCAAAACCUGACAACAAGCUCAAUCGACGACGACCUGGAGGAUAGAAUAAGGAAUCGGGCUCUGGAGGUGGUGCGCAACCUCAUCUCGAUCCCCUCCAGCCACGGUUGCACCAACCUUCAGGCCAUCCCGCUCUUCACUGCAGGCUCUGAACUGACCAAGGAAGACAUAAAAGAGAGAGAAUUGGUGUUGCAGAGGUUUAAGGAGGUGUAUUCGCUGAACCAUCUGCGGGCGAAUUUGACGGCGCUUGAGAUGCUCCCAGAGAUUUGGAAACGCAAGGAUGGAGGCGAGACCAUCACCUGGUUAGAAGUGAUGAUUGAGAAGGGUUGGAACAUCAUGUUGGGGUAA